Molecule: messenger RNA, 791 nt
Organism: Carassius gibelio (silver crucian carp)
Lineage: Eukaryota; Metazoa; Chordata; Actinopteri; Cypriniformes; Cyprinidae
Product: protein SREK1IP1
Exons: 5
Coding region: 118-594 (158 amino acids)
Molecular function (GO): zinc ion binding; nucleic acid binding
Source: RefSeq, a predicted model, not a curated record
UCCAGUCGGAGUUUUUUACCAAACGGAUAUAUUUCACGUUUUGAAAAGCGGCGGAGUGAAGACUGACGAGUUGUUUUGCUGUUUUAUAAUUUAGAUCGGUAAACACUCGAGUAUAUCAUGGCUGUCCCAGGCCCAAACAAGGACAACAUCAGAGCAGGCUGCAAACGAUGUGGAUAUCCUGGUCAUUUGACUUUUGAAUGUCGUAAUUUUGUUCGCGUGGAUCCGAGGAAGGACAUAGUUUUGGAUGUGAGCAGCACCAGCAGUGAGGAGAGUGAAGAAGAGGAGCAGGAGGCUGUCAGUAAAGAGAAGAACUUCGACAGUAGCCAUUCAAAAGGCUCUCAUGAAGAUUCCCGGAAAGAAAAAAGUAAAAAGAAAAGCAAGGACAGAUCCCAUCGUAAGACCAAAAAGAGGUCUUAUUCAUCAAGUGAUGAUGAGGAGGAAGUAAGCAAGAAGAAGAAAAAGCACAAGAGUCACAAGAAGAAAGGGAAAAAGGAAAAAAAGGAGAAAGAGAAGAAACACAAGAAAAAACAUAAAAAGAAUGAGACUGAAUCCUCUUCAUCUGACAGCUCUACUGGAUCAUCAGACACAGACUAAAGAUUUGACAGAAUCACAGCAAAGAGAAAAACCACUGGAAAAUAGCUCUAAAAUACCUUCUGCCAGAGCCAUUUGUACAUAAGACACCUUUAGAAAUACGUCUUUUCUUUUAUAGUUAUCUCUGGGAGUUGGACUGAUGGUUAUUUUGUGAUGUUUCUAAUGAAACUGUAUUUUGUACAUAAAUGAAAUGAAAACAA